Messenger RNA from Tripterygium wilfordii, 555 nucleotides. Its product is annotated as dirigent protein 5-like. The coding region runs from base 1 to 555 and encodes 184 amino acids. The record is from RefSeq and is a predicted model, not a curated record. The transcript has a single exon. Lineage: Eukaryota; Viridiplantae; Streptophyta; Magnoliopsida; Celastrales; Celastraceae.
AUGAUAAACCAAGUAGAGAAAUUUCUUUUCCUCCUCCUCCUCCUCCUCCUAACUGCUUCUCAAUCUGUCUUUGCUGCCCGUAAAAAACCACAAAAACAACAAAAACCAUGUCAGCAAUUUGUGCUCUAUUAUCACGAUACCCUCUUUGGUGGCACGGACGUUGCCAAUGCAACAUCCGCUAUAGCCGCUAAUGCUACUAAGCUAGGCGACUUCAACUUCGGCGAGCUUGUCGUUUUUAAUGAUCCGAUGACAAAAGACAACCACCUUCUUUCUCCUCCGGUCGCGCGUGCACAGGGGUUCUACUUCUACGACAUGAAAUCCACUUACAAUGCGUGGUUUGCAUAUACGUUAGUGUUCAAUUCAAGUGAUUAUAAAGGUACCAUCAACAUUAUGGGCGCAGAUAUGAUGAUGGAAGAGACGAGGGAUCUCUCCGUCGUUGGAGGCACUGGAGACUUCUUCAUGGCUAGAGGUAUUGCAACAUUUCAAACGGAUACCUUCCAGGGAGCAAAAUAUUUUCGUCUUAAGAUGUCCAUUAAGUUGUAUGAAUGUCCAUAA